ACCACUACUGUAUUGAUGUAUUUACUACAACUGCAUAUAUUCAAUAGUAUUGUCACUGUAUUGUAUAGAACAUGACGUCAUCCACGUGACUGGGUCCGCACGGUUGCCCGGCUCAGGGACGCAGACCAGUUUGUUCCGGGGAAGCCGAUUGUGAUAAGUUGCUGCUAUUCCUGCGCUGUUUGGCAGAGAGAAUAAAUAGAAUAGAAUAGAAAGUAGAUAGUUUGUGUGUUUAAUUGUAUUAUUAGAAUAAUCUUUAGCAGAACAAAGAGCAGUUGUCGCUGUUGUUCUGUUUCUCGUCUUAUCUGCGUUCGUUGACUCGAAACGGCUGCUCUUCGGCUCUCGACGCCGUUUAUCUUCUUCUUCACUUCCUCUUCUCUACUCCUCCUCCUCCUCCUCUUCUCUUCACCACUCUUCUCCCUCUACUCUACUCUACUCUACUCUCUCUUCUACUCCCUCUCAUCUCCUCCAUGGCCUUCCUCCGCGGACUCCGCUCCCGCUCGGUCUCGGAGCCCCGCCGCCCCGCCCAAGCAAUCCCCCCUCCGCUCCCCCCAUCCACCACCACCACCACCACCACCACCACCUCCUCCUCCUCCUCCUCUCCCCCCCAGCAGCCCUUCUACCGCACCCUCUCCGCCCCCCUCGUCGCCCCUCCCCCCGAAUACCCCCCGAAGACCCGAUCCUCCCCCCUCCCCGGUUCCCCAUCGCCCCCCGCGACGAAGAGGGCUGUGAGCCGCUGCCGCCCUACUCCGCGACCCUCGUCCGCGCUGCCGUUCUCUCCCGCAAGAUGGAGCUGCUCUCUCCUCUCGAACCCGCUCCUGUUCGCUCCUGGUCCACCGUCAUCGUCGUCCUCAACAACACCCAGCUCCAGGUCUACCGCGCGCCGCCGACCGCAACCACCUCCUCCGCCUCAACUCCCCCCUCAUCGGCCCCCACAACCACCACCUCCUCCUCCUCCUCCUCCUCGCAGUUCCGCGGCGUCCGCUGGCGUUCGGCCUCCACCUCCUCCAACUCCUCAACCGGCCCUUCCUCCCUCCUCUCCUCCCUCGCUGAACUCCCCAUCCCGCUCCUGCGCUCCGGCUCAGCCUCCUCCUCCUCCGCCGCCCACCACGGCUCCGCCUCCGCCUCCGCCGCAAACGAUACCAUCGACCCCUUCUCCUGCCCUCUCUCUCCCCUCUCUGCUUCUUCCUCUGAGGCUUCUUUAUCGCCCUCCUCCUCUGACGCCUCCUCCUCCUCCUCCUCCACCGCGUCCCUCGACUUCCUCCCCUCCGCCCUCCUCGGCCUGCCCGCCGAAGCCGUCUCCCCCUCCCGCCUACUCCGCUCCUACACCCUGCAGUACGCCCAAAUCGGCCUCGCAACCGACUACAAAAAGAAGUCAAACGUCAUCCGCGUCCGCGCCGAGGGCCAGCAAUUCCUCCUCCUCUGCGCCGACCCGCGCGAGUGCGUCGAGUGGACCGCCGCCAUGCAGGCCGCCUGCGAUCUCGCCCUGCCGCUCGACGAGCGCACUAUCCCGCGCUUCCGCUCCAUUCCGUCCCGGCGUCGGCGCAGAGUGCUUCCUUCUGCGCGCCACCCGUCGUCGCGGUCCUCUAGACGUGCGUCGGAACCGUCGGCCGCGCCGGCGACGUUGGCGGUGCUCCCGCCUAGACACUCGUCGCUCUCUGCCGCCAUUGCCGCAUCUGUGUCUUCGUCGACUGCGACUCCUGCUGCUGCUACUACUACAGCGCCGGUUCCUACCACCGCCUCCGAGCAGACGGACCCCGCCUCAUCAAAUCAGUCGCACCUCGAAGGAGACGACGACGAUGACGACGACGACGAGCUCUACUACCGCCGCUCGUCGACCGCCGCAAGAGGCACCGGUGCAAACACCCACCGGCGCACUCACUCCGUCAACGACGACUCUGGCGACGACGACCAUGACCACGAGCAUGACCACGACCACGACGACGACGUCGCAUCGACCCCCAUCUCCGGCGGCGUGCUCUCGUCCUCGUUCGGCAUGAGCACCUCCCCGUCCUCCAACAUGCUCCAUCCCGAGCUCUCGAUCUCGCCCUCGUCGCAAUCGCCGUUCCUGACCCGCGCCCGCCGCGGCUCGGUGCCGUGGUCGUUCACUGCCUACGACGAGGUGAUGUCUACCGCCGAGGAAGAGGACGAGAAGUGGGCGCCGCCAGCCCCCACGCCUUCUGCCAACUCG
This is a messenger RNA of Myxozyma melibiosi, 2188 nucleotides long. RefSeq lists its product as uncharacterized. The transcript has a single exon. The record is from RefSeq and is a predicted model, not a curated record. NCBI's taxonomy places the organism in Eukaryota, Fungi, Ascomycota, Lipomycetes, Lipomycetales, Lipomycetaceae. Bases 468 to 1997 code for a protein of 509 amino acids.